CAGGAUUCCUGGGUUCUCUCCCAACCUUGGAGGGGAGUAGAAUUUGAUGGGUUAAAGGAGCAACUAUGGGGAGCUGGAAGCCAGGACUCCUGGGUGUAUCUCUGCUUUGGUCACGCAGUGUGUUCUAGUGAAUGACUGCUGGGAGCCAGGACUCCUGGGCUCUGCUCCAGGUUUUGGAGGGGAAUGGGGCUUUAGGGCUGGUGGGUUAGAGCAGGGGACUGGAAGCCAGGAUGUCAGAGUUCCACCUCUGUUCUGGGUGGACAGUGAGGUCUGGCAUGUGGGAGAAGUUGAUGGCUGUUCUUUCUCAUGGGUCUCCCGGGUAAUAGCAGGAGGGGCUGGAAGCCAGGAUUCCUGCGUUCUGUCCUGGCUCUAAGGCGGCAGUGGCAUUUGCUGUGUUAAAGUGUGUGAGUGUGUGAGUGUGUGUGUGUGUGGGCGGUGGGGGGAUGGUAGGUAGUAGGCAGGAUUCCUGGGCUCUGUCCUGGUUCUGGGAGGAUAGUGGGCUUUACUAGGGCUGGAGGUGGGGAAGGGGGCUGGGAACUGACAGAGUCCGGGCAGUGAGGCUGGAGUGUUGUUUCCAUCCGUGCCCUUUUUCCUGCAACACACGCUCCUGCUGCGGGCAGAGGGACAGACAGACAGGACCCCUCAGCUGCCCCCUCCUGCUCCUGACACACAGCAGCCCCCACCCCACUUCAGCACCUGGGGCACGGGGCCAGCAAAGGUGCUCAAGCUUGCAUGGGGAAGCCCACAGCAGCAGGGCACGGGUUGUGGGCUGGGCACCUAAAGCUGGAUCAGAGCUGCUGGUACCAGGCAGGGGUUGGACCUGCUGGAGCUGCCAGAACCUGCCCAGCUCAGAGGCACUGGUAGCAGAGCUGGAUCAAAGCCAGGGACCCGAACUGCCAGAACCAAUCUCAGGCCCAAGCAGCUGCUACCAGCCCUGGAUUGGAGAAGCUGGCACCAGCCUGGAGUGGAGGUGCCAGAUUGGGUGUUGUACAGCAGUGCCAGCCCCAGUCCUGGAGUGGAGCCCCUGGAGCCUGCCUCAGCGUGGAGCUUCUGCAUCCAACACCACAGCAGAUCCUCCAGAACCAGCCCUGGGCUCCAAUUCUCAGAACCAGCCCUGCAUUGGACCUGACCAUCCAUCUAGCAAGGAGAGCAUGCCAGGCAUUGGGGGCCCCGCCUGUGCCUCAGAACCGAAAUGAGUAUGGAGAUGGAACCCCAGCCACAGACAUCUGGGAGGGCACUGUGAGUGGGCCUUGCCCAUAGGGGGCACUCCCACCUAAUGGAGCUGCAUACCUUUGGACCCCGGAGUGAGCCCCCACGGCGCCCUAAGGCUGGAGGCACUGAGCCAGGCCCCCCACGGCCCACCAGGCUGGAUGAGCCGCCAAGGUGUAGGGCCAAAUUGGAUGAGGACAGGGAGGAGGGGGCUGAGUGCCGGCUGCGCAGCCCGCCCGGCACCUCCCCAGCUCUGUUGCCUGGUCACAAUGGGCAUUGCUGGCCUGAGGGCCCCACUGAGCCGGGCACCCCACAGGGGGAGCCAUCACGCUAUGGGCGGUACCUAUUGAUCGACAGCCAGGGGCUGCCCUACACAGUGCUGGUGGAAGAGGCCGGUGGGGCAGGCACUGGGACAGGUGCUGGGGAGCGGGCAGCUCUGCGCAAGGUAUACUGCUGCCCUGUGUGCUCCCGGACGUUCGAAUACCUGUCCUACCUGCAGCGCCACAGCAUCACCCACUCGGAGCACAAGCCCCACGUGUGCCGGGCCUGCGGCAAGGCCUUCAAGCGCACCUCGCACCUGGAACGCCACAAGUACACACAUGCUGCCCGCAAGCCCCACCAGUGCCCCAUCUGCCAGCGCAGCUUCCGCGACUCGGGUGAGCUGGCACAUCACCAGCGUGUGCAUACGGGCGAGCGCCCUUACCAGUGUGAUGACUGCCACAUGCGCUUUGGUGAGCGCAACACACUGCAGCGCCACAUCCGGCGCAAGCACCUCCGGCAGCCACCCACACCCUGACCACAGCAUCCUUGCCCCGAAGGGGCAACCAGCACCGCCUUGGCAGCACCCAGGACCUGACCAACAUGCAGAGACCUGGACUGGUAACAAGCUGGAAGCACCCAGAUCCAGAUGAGGCAUGUGGAUCCACUGGGGCAUCUAGGCUGGCCAUGCCCAGGGCUUGCUGUGGUACCAAGCUGGCAGUGUCUCUUCCAUGAUGCAGGCAUGGAGACACCUUGGCAUCUAGGCCCUGAGGUUGUCAUGGUGACUUGCUGUGAUGUGGACAUGGAGACAACCUAGGCCCAGGCUGCCAGCCCCACUCAGUGGGGACCAGUGAGACACGCCCUUGCCCAAGCAGUCCCCUACCCCUUAGCCACCUAGUGUUGUUGUGCUCAUUCGUAUGGGUACAUAGGCGCUCCUGGCAACUAAUCACACUGCAGGCUUGGGCCACAACACAGCACUGUUGCCUGAGAGGGGUGCACCCUGCCAUGACCAUGGGCACUGCUACCUGCCACCACUGGAAGCACUGGCUGCUCCGAGCCAGAGGGGUCCAACUGUGAAAGGAAAAGGUGACCUGAACCUGGCAAACUCACCCUGUGUUCAAGGAGACAAAGGGGAGAGAUUAGCUCUGGGACCAAGGCAAGGGCCCUCCCUCUCCAGGGGGCAAUAGCCCCAAUCCAGCUCCAGGGCAGGGCAUGGCCUGGUGGUGGGGCAUGGGGUGGGGUAGGGGCCUUUCCCUCCAGGUCACAGAAUUCAGUCUCCCAUCCCACAUCAUACAAUGGCAAGAGGGGUUUUGGACCAGUCAGCUCAGGCAGUUUCCCCCCAGGUGGAGGGAUUCAUUCUCUAGGAACAAGCUCACAGGGGCACUAUGCCUGGUCCAUCUAUCCCAGCAUCCUGCCCCCUCCCUUCCCCAAUCAGCCCCAUAGGCCCAUCUACGCUGGUAUCCUGGCCCCUCGUAGCCCCACAGGCCUAUCCACUUCAGCAUCCCACCUCAGACAGCAGCCAGUUCCAGCACUGGACCAGUAACACCCAGGACAGGGGGACACUGCAGCCGUAGUCUUCAUUGCUUGCUGGGACAUGGAGGUUUUUGAACUUGUUCCACCUGUACAGCAUUUUGGAGGGAAGACGCUAGUGGCACUCAAUGUAUUGGAAGGGCCACAGGGCCAUCGCAAAGAGCCCCCUUUUCCAAGUGCAGGAGGUACCAAGACCAAAUGGGGCACAUGUGCAACAGCCCUUCACAGACAAAGCCUGGGGAGUGGACCGUUCCCCCCUGCAUCUAUUUACAGUGCAAAAUCCAUUCUCUCUUUCUUUCUCUCUUUUUUUAAUUAUUAUUAAAACACAUUUUUUAGUUG
Alligator mississippiensis (American alligator) is the source of this 3336-nucleotide messenger RNA. Its product is annotated as zinc finger protein 581. Gene Ontology annotation, cellular component: nucleus. The transcript is spliced from 2 exons. The record is from RefSeq and is a predicted model, not a curated record. Bases 1277 to 2005 code for a protein of 242 amino acids. NCBI's taxonomy places the organism in Eukaryota, Metazoa, Chordata, Crocodylia, Alligatoridae.